UAUAUUGUUCUGUGGUGGUAAUAGUAUGGCUGUGUAGCCAGUAUGCUUUAAUCACAGAAUAAUACUAUUCUGUGCUUUAACUUUACUGUUGGCUGUGGUCACUGACUAUAUUAAGUUGUGGUGAUUACUUGUGGCUUAUUAGUUAUAUUACAUUAUAUCUAUUGUACUAUGUUACACUUUAUAAAUGUUAACUCUUAACCCUCAGUCUUAAACUUAGAUCAUGUACUCAAUGUUGUAUUUAUAUUUUAUAAGUAUAUUAUGAUCUAAAUAGUAAAUUCUAAGGUAUUGAAUCUGUGAACUCCAAACUUACUUAUUCUUAUUUAUAGUCUUGACUCUUGACUUGAAUUAUGAAUCAUCCUUUCAGCAUAGAAAAGAUAUAAUAAAUUAUAACUAUCUUACUUUUUGUACCUCAAUUAUUAUAUUAUUUAAAUUUUAAAUCAAUGGUGAUAACUAAUUAAGACAAUAGAGUUAUAGAUUAAUGGUUCCAAAUAAUGAGGAUAACCAAAAGAAGCAAGUGACUAUGGUGAUAUAAACUUGCUGAAUCAAUACAAUAUUAGUAAUAAUUUAUAAUGACGUCAGCUUCAAGUACAAGUGCUAGAUCUCUUUUUGGUGAUUCAAAAAAUUUAUUGAGUGAACGGGUAAAAUUGAACAUUAAUAAUAUGUCAUCAGUUAUCAAGCAAAUCCACAAAAGUUCAAAAAGUCAUGAUAUGUUAAAUCAAACGGUCAAAAGUCUUUCAUUAUUAGAAUCUAAUAUUGAUCGUACUGAACAUAAUUUAAAUCAAUUAAGAAAUGUUUCAACCAAUUUCAACCAGCAAUAUGGAGAAUUUAAAAGAUCUAUACAUCUUAUUGAAGAAGUAAAGGAACAUGUACAAACCAUGCAAAGAUAAAUAUAUAAAUUAAAUUAACUUUAAAGUAGAUUUGUGAAUUUAUUUUAUAUUAUGAAAUAAGUACUAAUAUUAAAAGAAUAUAUUAAUUU
Rhopalosiphum maidis (corn leaf aphid) is the source of this 976-nucleotide messenger RNA. RefSeq lists its product as uncharacterized. Lineage: Eukaryota; Metazoa; Arthropoda; Insecta; Hemiptera; Aphididae. Gene Ontology annotation, cellular component: BORC complex. The record is from RefSeq and is a predicted model, not a curated record. Bases 570 to 887 code for a protein of 105 amino acids. The transcript is spliced from 2 exons.